This is a messenger RNA of Drosophila bipectinata, 2058 nucleotides long. RefSeq names its product cytosolic endo-beta-N-acetylglucosaminidase (gene ENGase). Gene Ontology annotation, biological process: protein deglycosylation. The record is from RefSeq and is a predicted model, not a curated record. Gene Ontology annotation, cellular component: cytoplasm. Gene Ontology annotation, molecular function: mannosyl-glycoprotein endo-beta-N-acetylglucosaminidase activity. NCBI's taxonomy places the organism in Eukaryota, Metazoa, Arthropoda, Insecta, Diptera, Drosophilidae.
GAGUGUAAACAUUGGCUUUUCGGAACUUUGGAUUUAGUUUGUUUUAAAUUUUGUUUUAAAUUAGCUAAAGUAAAUAAAAACUAAAUCAAGUGCAACAUGGAUAAGGUGGCGACUGAUCUAGAUAAUGAAGAGAACCCUGAAGGGGCAGAAACUCCAUUCAAGAAAAGGAAACUGGAAGAGGCACUCGUGGAAGAUGAAGAAAAGCCGGCUGUGGUGGCCUAUCUCCCCGAGGGGCAAGAAGAAGAAUCCUGCAGGCCAGAGGAGCACCAGGAGUGCCGUGACGCUAGCACCUGUGGAUGCCCCCAACUGGAAGCGGAGCCCAUCAAGGACAACCAUCACUUGUGGGAGUUUCAGGUGCGGAGUCGGGACAUUGACUGGCGGCGCUUCGUCCAGCCCCUGGACGAGUCGAUACGGUCCGAGGCGGUCUACCUUGAUCGCCAGGUGGACUUUGUGGGCAGCCAUCGCAGGAGGGUCACCGAGGAGAACCACAGGGAGCUGCUCGUCUGCCACGACAUGAUGGGGAACUAUCUGGAGGAUCGACACUUCCACAGCUCCAAGAAGUACGAUGACUAUCGGUUCCUGCACUGGGCGGCCGUGGACUACUUCUGCUACUUCAGCCACGAGUACGUGACCAUUCCGCCCUGCGGUUGGAUAAACGCCGCCCACCGCCAUGGAGUUCCGGUUGUGGGCACGUUCAUUGUGGAGGCCGCCGGCCGGCUGGACGAGGUCCUGGCCACCCGGACGAGUACGGACCGUACCGUGGAGGCUCUGACGCGUUUGUGCCAGCACUUUGGCUUCGAGGGGUGGCUGGUUAACGUGGAGGUGGAUGUGCCGGCGUCUAACAUGGAGAAUCUGUUCUACUUUCUGCGGCAACUGACCGACGCAACGGAGUCCCGAGUGCCGCACGGACGGGUCUUCUGGUACGACAGUGUCUUGGAGGAUGGGAAGUUGCGGUGGCAGAACGAACUGAAUCCCCGGAACGUGGAGUUCUUCCGGCGCAGCCAUGGCACGCUGAUCAACUACGCCUGGGACGAGGGCCACCUGCGGCGGAGUGCCCAGCAAGCGGAGCGGGAGAAGGCGUCACUGAAGCGCAUCUUCAUGGGACUGGACGUGUUUGGGAGGAGUCGCAAGGGCGGAUUCCAGAGCCCGGAGAGCAUGAAGCUCAUCGCCGAGAGCGGCUUCUCGGCGGGUAUCUUUGCGCCGGCCUGGUCCUUCGAGACUCUCAACCGUUUUGGGUACAACAUCAGGAACGCCCUGGGCGACGACCAGGUGAACGACGCCUUCCUGGCGAGGAACGAGGCCUGGUGGGCGAGGAUCUGGCCCACUCUAGCCACUCACUCCUACAAGUCGCUGCCCUUCUACACGGACUUUUGCGUGGGCUCCGGCAAGGCCACCUUCGAGCGCGGCGUCCAGGCGACCCGGAGCAGCGCCUUCUUCAACCUGAACCGCCAGUCGCUGCAGCCGUCGGUGCCGCUGGACAGGAACGCGGUGCACAACUUUGAUAUGGCCUACUCCGGCGGAAACUGCCUAACCGUGAUCAACUACGAGAGGGCCUUCCGGCUCUUCGUCACGGACUUUCAGCUCGUCCGGGGCGUCCUGCUCCUGGCCUACGCCUUCAAGAACCAGGGCGGAGAAUCUGACGUAGAUGUGGUGGCGCGGGUGACUCCGCUGCACGGGAACAGCCAGGACGAUCAGUUCCUGGACAUAUUCUGCGGCGACUAUCCCGCCGGACCGGUGGUGACUUCGCGACGCUGCCACCUCUGUCCCCUGGAGGAUCAACUGCCUCUAAAGCGGCACCUGCAACUGCCCCAGAAUCCCAGGGCCGUGGGCGGUGGCUGGCAGGUGCGGUACUACCUGGUAAAGUUCGACGGGCCCGUGAGGGUCCAGGACAUCGGGCUAAAGAGCCAGAGGCAACAGGCGGACUCGAAUGCGGACACCCACCUGGGAGCCAUUUAUGUGAAUGAGUUCACCAUCGAAGAUUACGCCGCCUUGCAGUCCUCCACGAAGCUGGAUGUGCCGGUGUACACUAAGAACUACUGGAAGGAACCCUCGGCGUAA